Messenger RNA from Acanthosepion pharaonis, 660 nucleotides. The record is from the annotation of a GenBank genome assembly. NCBI's taxonomy places the organism in Eukaryota, Metazoa, Mollusca, Cephalopoda, Sepiida, Sepiidae.
AUGGUUAACCUUGGUGAUAUUUUCCCAAACUUUGACGCUGAGACCACAGAGGGAAAUUUCAAGUUCCAUGAGUUCAUCGGUAAUUCUUGGGCCAUUCUCUUCUCUCAUCCGGCCGAUUACACACCCGUUUGCACAACAGAGCUGGCAAGAGUCGUUCAAUUGGUUCCAGAAUUCCAAAAAAGGGGAGUGAAGCUUUGUGCCUUGUCAUGUGAUGAUGUUGAAAGCCAUCAUGGUUGGAUAAAAGAUAUUGUGGCUUAUGGUAAAUUUGACAAGUUUCCAUAUCCAAUCAUCUCUGACAAAACUCGAAAACUGGCAGUGAGUCUAGGUAUGGUUGAUCCUGAUGAAAAAGACCUGGCUGGAAUGCCUCUAACUGCACGUGCGGUUUUCAUCAUUGGCCCUGACAAGAAAUUAAAACUGAGCAUCCUCUAUCCAGCAACCACUGGGAGAAAUUUUGAUGAAAUUUUGAGAGUGAUCGAUUCUCUCCAGUUAACGGCUAAACACAAGGUGGCCACUCCUGUUGACUGGAAGGUUGGUGGUAAAUGCAUGGUUGUCCCAUCUGUCAAAGUUGAGGAUGAAAAAACAAUCUUUCCCAAGGGGGUUGAAACAAUCUCUGUGCCUUCAGGAAAAUCCUAUCUCCGUAUGACAGAACAGCCAGAAUAG